Molecule: messenger RNA, 2082 nt
Organism: Chionomys nivalis (European snow vole)
Lineage: Eukaryota; Metazoa; Chordata; Mammalia; Rodentia; Cricetidae
Gene: Anapc15
Product: anaphase promoting complex subunit 15
Exons: 6
Coding region: 370-735 (121 amino acids)
Biological process (GO): regulation of mitotic cell cycle spindle assembly checkpoint
Cellular component (GO): anaphase-promoting complex
Source: RefSeq, a predicted model, not a curated record
GCCUCCUUCCUGUUGGUCAAGCUCACAGUUAUUAUUAUAAUGAGCAAAGAAUGGGCGGUGGUGGGUAGGGUUUUAGGAUACAGAUUCUGUUAGUACUUUUGGGAUGAGGGUUGGCGCUGUUUUCCUGUCACACGGGCCUGGGAAGCUUUGGUUUAGGGAAUGGCAGCGGCUAGUUCUACGUGUGGAUCAGAUUAGAACAAAAGAUAGAGUAGAGCCGAGUGUGAUGGCUGGUGCACGCCUUUAAUCCCAGCAUUCGGGGGCUGAGGCAUGCGGAUCUCUAUGAGGAAACUGAGGCCCAGAGAGGUUAAGUGUAUUGGCCAAAGUCAAACAGCUAGUAAGUGAUGGAGCCAGGACUCAAACUCAGGGGCCAUGUCCACCCUGUUCCCGUCACUGUUCCCUCGUGUGACUGAGACACUGUGGUUUAAUCUGGAUCGACCCUGUGUGGAGGAGACAGAGCUGCAGCAGCAGGAGCAGCAGCAUCAGGCCUGGCUCCAGAGCAUCGCAGAGAAAGACAACAACCUGGUACCUAUUGGCAAGCCAGCCUCAGAGCACUAUGAUGAUGAAGAGGAAGAGGAUGAUGAAGAUGACGAGGACAGUGAAGAGGAUUCAGAAGAUGAUGAGGACAUGCAGGACAUGGAUGAGAUGAAUGACUAUAAUGAGUCCCCUGAUGAUGGAGAGGUCAACGAGGUGGACAUGGAAGGCAACGAACAGGAUCAGGACCAGUGGAUGAUCUAGGUAGACAAGCCAAGGUGGCCUCAGGGCGAUUCCAGGCCACCCCAGCCUAUCUUACAUCCACAGCCUCAGCCCCUCAGCCUGCAGAACCAGCUGUGUUGUAGUGUCUAAAGCUUACCCUUAGGCACUGUCUCUGCUGCUUCCAGGACAAUGUCUCCUUGGGCCCUCCCAGGCCAUCAGUCUUCCCUUGAAUCCCGAGAGCCUGAGCCCAUCCCACCUUCCUGGCUGGUACCUCAUUCCUUGGUUGCCAGGUGUGGUCUCUUUCUAAACCUCUUUAAUAAAGACACAGGACUGAUUCUUUUCCCCAAUGUCUAUUCCCUGUUUGUUGGUGGGACCCAGAGGAGUCCAGUUAUCUUUUCUUGGACAGUGGGAAGGGGUCAUUUAAGGGAUCUCAGGCAAACCUAAUAGACCAGGUGGGCUAGGAUCGGAGGCCAGGCUUCUGUGAUUGAUAAUUCUUGUGGCCUAGCUUGCACCUGGAUGCUCUACGGGGCCUCAUUGUCUGCAGCUGCCUCUGAUUACAUCCAGAAGCUGUCUGAGUCCCACAGCUGGGAGGCUCUGGGGGCUCUGCCAGCCAGCUGUCUUCUUUUUGUUGUAAUUUAUUUAUGCCUAGAGAUUUUUUUGUAUGUAUGUGUGUAUGUAUAUCACAUGUGUGCCUGUGCCAUGUGAGUGCUGGAAAUUGAACCUGAGUCCUCCAGAUAGGGAACAGCAGCCAGUGCUCUUAACUGCUGAGCCAUCUUUCCAGCCCUUAGUAUUAAGAGAAUAAGCAAUCUCAGAAGAAGGAAGGACUCACCUGGAGGGAGCAGUCAAUAACAGAACAAGGGCUCAGGACUUCUGGUUGCAGUCUCCAGUUUUCUAGGAGAGGAUCUUGUGGGACCAAGAAGACUGAUAGAAUUUGACACUUUGGAUUGAUAUGGAGGUUGGGGGCAGGCCAAGUUGAGAAGAAAGCUUCCCCAGCCUGAACUUAGCAUAUGCUGGACACUAAACAGAAAGGGAAAGGGGAUAUUCUGAGGUCCUUGCUUGAGUGGGGUUGAGGUUGUAUCAGUAAAUAUCCCAGGUGCUGGAUCUCAGCCAGGUCCAGCAUAGGUGAGUUGGGCUAUGCCAUCCUUGAUGGCAGGGAAGUCUGGGAGGCUGGUGUGGUGGAGGCGACAGCGAUAGCGGCCGCAGCUCUUUGUGUACUGUAGGAAGCGGGGUGCACCAGGGAAAAGCACAUGGUCAGCCAAUACAGUGGCACCACUUGGGAGUAGAGCAUGGGCUUCCAGGAGCUGCAGAUCCCGUAGAUAAUAUCGAGGUCGAUGUGCCAGUAGCACCAGAUCUGCCCGAUUCAGCUGGUACUGAGCUCUUAGGCGUGGG